Molecule: messenger RNA, 1215 nt
Organism: Salvelinus namaycush (lake trout)
Lineage: Eukaryota; Metazoa; Chordata; Actinopteri; Salmoniformes; Salmonidae
Product: protein arginine N-methyltransferase 8-B-like
Exons: 10
Coding region: 1-1215 (404 amino acids)
Biological process (GO): peptidyl-arginine methylation
Cellular component (GO): plasma membrane
Molecular function (GO): protein-arginine N-methyltransferase activity
Source: RefSeq, a predicted model, not a curated record
AUGGGACUGAGGCACUCGCGUUGCCUGCUCCUACGGAGAAAAAUGGCGGAGCCGGACAAUUCUGAGCGGCAGCGUACCAUCACUACCCCCCAGUCGCAGUCCUUUCAGCCUGCCUCCUUGCCCAAACCUGUGCCUACUGUCCACCAUGUGCCACACCCUCCACAUACACCCCAUGUAGCGGCCCUGCCCACCUGCCCCGGGCGUGGCAAGAUGGCAAAGCUGCUCAACCCGGAGGAAAUGACAUCGCAGGACUACUACUUUGACUCCUACGCCCACUUUGGCAUCCAUGAGGAGAUGCUGAAGGAUGAAGUACGGACCCUGACCUAUAGGAAUGCCAUGUACCACAACAAGCACAUGUUCAAGGACAAGAUAGUUCUGGACGUGGGCAGUGGGACAGGCAUCCUGUCCAUGUUCGCUGCCAACGCAGGCGCCAGGCACGUGUACGGGAUUGAGUGUUCAAGUAUAUCAGAGUAUUCUGAGAAGAUCAUCAAGUCCAACCACCUACACAAUGUCAUCACCAUCCUCAAUGGGAAGGUGGAGGAGGUGGAACUGCCAGUGGAGACAGUCGACAUCAUCAUCUCAGAGUGGAUGGGCUACUGUCUCUUCUACGAGUCUAUGCUCAAUACGGUCAUCUUUGCCAGGGACAAAUGGCUAAAGCCUGGAGGGCUGAUGUUUCCUGACAGGGCUGCCCUGUAUGUGGUGGCCAUCGAGGACAGGCAGUACAAGGACUUCAAGAUACACUGGUGGGAGAACGUGUAUGGUUUUGACAUGACCUGCAUCCGUAACGUGGCCAUGAGAGAGCCCCUGGUGGACGUGGUGGACCCCAAACAGGUGGUGACCAACUCCUGCCUAGUCAAGGAAGUGGACAUCUACACGGUGAAGCCUGAGGACCUGUCUUUCACCACGGCCUUCUGCCUGCAGAUCCAGAGGAACGACUAUGUCCACGCCAUGGUCACCUACUUCAACAUCGAGUUCACAAAGUGUCAUAAGAAGACUGGCUUCUCUACCGCUCCUGACGCCGCCAGUACCCACUGGAAGCAGACAGUGUUUUACCUGGAGGACUACCUGACUGUGAGGAAGGGAGAGGAGAUACUGGGCAGCAUUGCAGUCAAGCCCAACGAAAAGAACGUGCGGGACCUGGAGUUCACCUUGGAGUUGGACUUUAAAGGACAGCUGUGCGAUGCGGCCAUUUCCCACGACUACAAGAUGCGCUAG